This is a messenger RNA of Giardia duodenalis, 1092 nucleotides long. RefSeq names its product SacB. The transcript has a single exon. The record is from RefSeq and is a predicted model, not a curated record. Gene Ontology annotation, molecular function: transferase activity, transferring phosphorus-containing groups. The coding region runs from base 1 to 1092 and encodes 363 amino acids. Lineage: Eukaryota; Fornicata; Diplomonadida; Hexamitidae. Gene Ontology annotation, cellular component: Golgi apparatus.
AUGUGCCCUGCUUGGGUGUUCUUCGGAAUUCUUUCUGUGGCCGUAGGAAGCAGGCAUUCAUUCCAUGAAAUUACAAUUGGGGACAAUCUUCCCAGAUGCAGCAACAUUGAUCUCGUGUACACAUGGGUAAAUGGAUCUGCAGGCCAUCACGCACCGAUCCAAAAACUGGACACCCUGAAUGCGGAGGGCAUUCACCGUUUCAGGAAUAUGGAUGAACUCUACUAUUCCCUGCGGGGUGUAGAACGGUACAUGCCUUACAUAAGACGAGUCUUCAUUGUCACUAACGGCGAGAGAAUUUCCUGGUUGAAGUCCUCAGAGUGGAAGGUGCCCAUCGAAUAUGUUUAUCACAAAACCAUCAUUCCCCCCUCAGACCACAUUUCGAGAAAUUCGCUCGCCAUCGAAAGCUUCCUGCACCGUAUACCUGGGUUGUCAGAAUUUUAUGUUUAUCUAAACGACGAUUGUCUCAUAACCAACUACAUAGACCCCAAGUUGUUGUUUGACGGACCGGUGGUGCCUAACAGGAACGGCUGUUACGUGCUGGAUCCUCACGGGUCCUACAGGAGCAUUUUUCCUGUAGAGCGCCGUAACGCCCCUGGAAUCCAGCAGUACGGGCAGUAUAAAAGAAAGUGCGGGCACUACUUUGCCAUCCAAAACUCCAACCUUUUAGUUAAUGUGAUGCUGGGGUCCGACGUAACACGUCAGUACCCCAAACACUCCUUUGUCACCUUCAGGAGGUCUGUAAUGGAGAGCCUGGAGAUAGUCUUGAAAAGGAAUGCGAAGGACCCUGUCCGGACAAAACGUUCAAUAAGCGUGAUUAACACAGAGGGCUACCUGGCGGCUAACAACUACUUUCCAGGGUGGUAUAAGCAACUAGACUUCGACAGUGGAGGCCUGUUUGCAUAUGUUCCUCUUAAGAACAACCAGUCACUGUCCGUGCUGUGCAACGAGCUGGACAGAAGGCCAUUGACUCUAUGCAUUAACGACAUUCUCGAUAGGGCGUUCGAGGACAAUACGGUCUUGGUGCCAUUCAUCAGCACAUUGCACAAAAUUUUAAACGAUUUCUUUCAGACCGACUCUCCCCAUGUCAGAUAA